Penicillium malachiteum is the source of this 1044-nucleotide messenger RNA. RefSeq names its product 3-deoxy-7-phosphoheptulonate synthase. The record is from RefSeq and is a predicted model, not a curated record. NCBI's taxonomy places the organism in Eukaryota, Fungi, Ascomycota, Eurotiomycetes, Eurotiales, Aspergillaceae. Gene Ontology annotation, biological process: aromatic amino acid biosynthetic process. The transcript has 4 exons. Gene Ontology annotation, cellular component: cytoplasm. Bases 1 to 1044 code for a protein of 347 amino acids. Gene Ontology annotation, molecular function: 3-deoxy-7-phosphoheptulonate synthase activity.
AUGCCUCUCGUCAAGACUACCGAAGUGAACGAGGACACUCGUGUCCUUGGAUACGAUCCUCUCCUGCCACCCCAGUACUUGCAGACUGAGAUCCCUGUGCCCGAACGUGCUUUGAAGACAGUUCGCUCCGGCCGCAAUGAAGCCAUCGAGAUCAUUGAGCAGCGCGACGACCGUUUACUGGUCGUCGUCGGUCCUUGCUCCAUUCAUGACCCAGAUACCGCUUUGGAGUACGCUCGUCGCUUAAAGGAGCUCAACGACAAGGUCUCCAAGGAUCUGUGUAUUAUCAUGCGCGCCUACCUGGAAAAGCCCCGCACAACCGUCGGCUGGAAGGGUCUGAUCAACGAUCCUGACCUUGACGAGUCCUUCCAGAUUAACAAGGGUCUGCGCGUCUCCCGUAAACUCUACUACCUGGCUGACCUGAUCUCCCUCGGCGCUAUUGGCGCCCGCACCACCGAGUCCCAGCUCCACCGUGAGCUGGCCUCUGGUCUCUCUUUUCCCAUUGGCUACAAGAACGGUACCGACGGAAACCUCACUGUCGCUAUUGAUGCCAUCGGUGCUGCGGCGCAUCCUCACCGCUUCCUUGGUGUUACCAAGCAGGGUCUUGCGGCUAUUACCAAGACUGCUGGUAACGAGCAUGGUUUCGUGAUUCUGCGUGGUGGAAACAAGGGCACAAACUACGACCGUGAGAGUAUUCGUGGUGCGCGCGAGGCUUUGCGUGGUAAGAAGCAGCGCGAGGUUCUUAUGGUUGACUGUUCCCACGGUAACUCCAAGAAGAACCACCUCAACCAGCCUCUUGUCGCUAAGGAGGUCGCUGAUCAGCUUCGUGAGGGUGAGACUGGUAUCAUUGGUGUUAUGAUUGAGUCCAACAUCUACGAGGGUAACCAGAAGGUUCCUCCUGAGGGUCCUGCUCACCUGCUUAAGGGUGUUAGUAUCACUGAUGCCUGUAUCAACUGGGAGAUGACUGUGGAUGUCAUGAAUGACCUGGCCGAUGGUGUUCGUGCCCGUCGUGCUAUUCAAAAAUCCAAGUCUAAUGGUGCGCAAUAA